AUCUCCGCGGUUUCGGGACCACGGAGGCGGCGCCGCCGCGCGGCCCAGGGAAGCUGCGCGUCACGGGGUGGCCGCGCGUCAUCAGGCGGCGGCGGUUCCUGCUGGGCUCGGCACUGUCCCGGCGGCUCCGGCAACCUCGAGGUGAGGCCGGCCCAGCCCCGCAGAGCCGCGAGCCCGAGGGAGCGGCCCCCGCUCCCAGGGCCAGAGUGGUUCGUGUCCGCAGCCUUGCGGUUCAAGAAGGAGCGCUGCAGCCCCGCGGCGGCUCUGCCGUGAGUGGAAGGGGCGGGGAAAGCUCGGCUCCAGCAGGAGAGUGGAGCAUCUCUCGUAGGAGGAAAGGCUGGGGGAACUGGGUGUGAUCAGCUUCGAGAAGAAACGGCUGAGAAGAGACCUCAUUCAUAAGUAUCUGAAAGAAGCGUACCGAAAGGAUGGACCAGGCUGUGCCCACUGGUGCAGAACUAUAGGACAGGAGGCAAUUGGCAGAAACUGAUGCACAGAAGUUCCCCCUGACUAUAAGGAAGAACUUCUUUACUGUGCCGUGGCUGCACAUGGAAUAGAUUGCCGAGAGAGGUUGAGGAGUGUCCCUCAGUAGGGAUAUUCCAGAACCAUUGGGAUGCCAUCCUGUGCCAUGUGUUCUAGGAUGACCCUUCUUGAGCAGGGAGCUGGGGCCAGAUGAGCCCCUGUGCUCCCACUGAACCUCCCCCAUCCUGGGGUUUUGUGAGCCCCUGAAGAGCUGAAGGGAAAAAAAUCAGGAGGCUGAUGCAAAAGCGCCAACUGUUCAUGCUGUUGAGAUGUCCUGCAUUCCAUUGUUAAUGGAACCAGCAUGUUCCAGCUCUGAGGUGCAGGGAGACACAAAAACAAGGAAUAAUGAAGCUACUUCCAAAUUUUUGGUUCCUCUUUCUGACAAUAAUGAAAGCAAAGAGUCAAAAUCUAUUCAAAGAAGGAGAGUGCUUCCAUCUUGGAUGCUGGAAAGAGAUCUUCUGGUGCAGAGGGUUUCCAAGCCUGUUACGACGGGAGGUAGUAGAAAGGAAAAAGGCCAAGGAAGGGGAGAAGGUCUUACAGAGUCAUUAAAAUCAAAAGUACAUGUACAGCAGAAAAAAAGAUUACCUUCUGAAGAAACUAUAGAGGAUUUUGAAGGUGGAGAGCAAGAUCAAGGGAAAAGGAGCUGCCUUCCCAUCCCUGUUCCUUUAUCUCAGAAUACAUCUGGAUUUCUUCUUGAGACUACCAUGAGAGAUAUGGAAGGAAGCGACAAGACUGAAACAACAAACCCUGGAAAUUCUCUGGAAAAAAAUGAUAGGCAACUCUAUAGCAAAUGGUCUAAAAGAGAAGGUCAGAUCUCCAUUAAAGACAACAGAAUUGAGGAAACAGAAAACAAAGUGCACAUUGCUGGUUCUACAAACCAACAAGCUCACUGGGGCAGGACUUCCCAAUAUCUUGGUGCUCAGGAAGGGAUUCUUGAGCUUGAUGCAAAUCUGGACUACAACACUGAGAUUUCUGAUUCAGCCAGAAGUGCAGAUGCUUCAGAAAGCUCCAAACAGAUGCAGCAUAAGAGGACACCUUGCAAGUAUGGAAGUGGCUGUUACAGGAAGAAUCCCAUUCACUUCCAGCAGUUCAGUCAUCCUAAUGAUGAUGACUAUCACAACAUGGAGAUGGUGGCUCAGGACAAUGAUGACAGCCGGCCUGAGUGUCCAUAUGGAACAGCUUGUUAUAGGAAGAACCCCCAGCACAAGCUGGAAUACAAGCACAGUGCACCUCCAGUAACUGGAAGAGGAACACGACAACAAGCUUCAAGCAAUGGAAAAAGGACUGUGAAGAAGGAUGGUGUCAAUGAUGGGGAAGCCAAUGAAUAUGACCUCAAUGACCGCUUUAUAGAUGAGGAGGAGGAGGAGGAGUGUGAACCUACCGAUGAAGACUCGGACUGGGAACCAAGUUCAGAAGAAAAGGAUAAUGAAGAUGUUGACACACUUGUGCAAGAAACAUGUAGAUUUGUUAGGAUCAAGAAAUAGCUGCUGAGAACAGCCUUAUAAAUGUCUAGUGUGGUUGUGUUAAAACAUGGUUGCACAGGGGAGAGGAAUUGGUUUGAAAAUUUUUUUCUCCAUGAUGUAAGCAGUACAGGAAGAAAAUAAUAGGGGUGAGGGGAUUCUGCAAUGCGUUUCUUAGCCGUAUGUAUUAUUUUGAGGCUGGUGUGGUGUUUGUUUUUUUGUUUUAUUAAGUUGUGGACCCAGAGGAUAGACCCAGAGGAUAGAGCUCUGAAAUUUUUGGUUUUUUCUUUUAUCUCUCCUUUUUUUUUUUUUUGCAACGCCAUUGGUAUCUUGUAUUUUGAAAUACAGUUUUAAAGGUUGUUAAAACUUCAUCUUCCUGUGCUUGAAAGAAAUAUUGGUAGGAAAGCCUAAGCCAUUUUUAUUGUUGAGUUAGUGCAGUUUUAAACUUCGUUAUUCUGCCUCCAUCUUUUCUAGAUGUUGUUUUGUUGAUUCUCUUGAGGUACAGUAGUUAAAUACAGGUUGUCUAAAUCACUUGAGAGCAGGAUCUCAGUGUAUUGAAGCACUUGAUUGGCUCAACAACAAGUAUUAUUUGCUCUGAUUACAACAGUACCUCUUUCCAUGUUCAUCACUGGAACUGUUUCUAGUUCUCAGCAGAGUCUUGAUGACUGUAGUUUUGCGCAGUUAAACUUGUAACAUACAGUGGGAAAAGCAUGUAACUGUGUUUCUGAUUUCUAAAGACGUUGGAAGAUCUUGCCUUCGGUGUGUUCAUCACUCCUCUGAGCUUCCUGGAAAGCAAGUUAAAAGGUUUUACUAUAUUUUGGGACAGAUGACUGGAGUCCUGUGAAUUUGGCACUUUUUUUGGUCAAAGUCCUGAAGUUCAGCAAGAGAAGCAUUCCAGUGUAGCUUCAAGUAGGCAUCCACAUACACACCAGCUGGUUUUACAGACUUUUCAGGACUUUGUGGAUGUGCCCUCUACAACUCUAACGACCCUGGUUUUUGACUGAGCUUGUGUGUUUGUCUUGUUGUGAAGAGGCUCCUCUUACAGGAAAAACUGCCAAGGGGGAAUCAAACCAAGCAUUGCCCGGGCCUUGCCACUGCUGCGUUGAGCUGUGUGCAGACUCAGCUCUCAGCAGCCCUCAGAUCUCCUGCUCUCAUCACACUGGGGCUGUCUUGGGCAGGGAAAUUGCCCUGUGAAGGAAGCUGCUGGCCUCAGGGGAAGCUGCCCUGAUGGCCAGGAGGCAGGAGAGCAUAGACCUGGCUUGAGCUGGGCUGUGUCACAGAGGAACUGUCUCAGUCCUGCCCAGGGGGCACCUCCACAAGCAGGUGCAUGCAGCUGCCACAGGCUGGAGCGGCGCUCUCUGGAGGAAGAGGAGGAGGGGAGCCAGCCUUAUGUUGAGGUGUUGGCAGAGGGAGAAGCCACUUUACUCUGGGGCACAGGAGAGGUGUGUUCCAAGCUAUGGGAUGCAAGAUGGGGCUGUGCAGCCUCAAGUCCCAGCAGUUCAGAGGUUGGGCACUGGGGAUGGACCUUGUCAACCUCAGCUGCUGCCCGUUUCUACCUCAAAAAACCUCAUUAUACACACCCCCUUGGCACUUG
Molecule: messenger RNA, 3573 nt
Organism: Camarhynchus parvulus
Lineage: Eukaryota; Metazoa; Chordata; Aves; Passeriformes; Thraupidae
Gene: APLF
Product: aprataxin and PNKP like factor
Exons: 9
Coding region: 789-2003 (404 amino acids)
Biological process (GO): double-strand break repair
Cellular component (GO): nucleus; site of double-strand break
Molecular function (GO): DNA-(apurinic or apyrimidinic site) endonuclease activity; 3'-5' exonuclease activity
Source: RefSeq, a predicted model, not a curated record